Molecule: messenger RNA, 663 nt
Organism: Athene cunicularia (burrowing owl)
Lineage: Eukaryota; Metazoa; Chordata; Aves; Strigiformes; Strigidae
Product: histone acetyltransferase p300-like
Exons: 4
Coding region: 128-412 (94 amino acids)
Biological process (GO): positive regulation of transcription by RNA polymerase II
Cellular component (GO): histone acetyltransferase complex; transcription regulator complex
Molecular function (GO): chromatin DNA binding; transcription coactivator activity; histone acetyltransferase activity
Source: RefSeq, a predicted model, not a curated record
CCCGUCAGGGGGCAGCCGGAAGCAGUGGCAUGAAGACAUUACUCAGGAUCUCCGAAACCACCUUGUUCAUAAAUUAGUCCAAGCCAUAUUUCCCACUCCUGACCCUGCAGCACUGAAGGAUCGGCGUAUGGAGAAUCUGGUGGCGUAUGCUCGGAAAGUGGAAGGAGAUAUGUAUGAAUCGGCAAACAGCAGGGCAGAGUACUAUCACCUGCUAGCAGAGAAGAUCUAUAAGAUUCAGAAGGAGUUGGAGGAGAAACGAAGAACCAGACUGCAGAAGCAAAACAUGAUCCCAAAUGCUCCGGGCAUGCCACAGGCUCCCAUGAAUCAAGGGCCCAACAUGGGACAGCCCCAGCCAGGAAUGUCUGCAACGCUGGAGGAUUGUUUGGAAAACCUGAACCUGGAGGACCCCUGACGCCAUGGAAGUUUGCUGAUCAGGUUGCUCACAGUAGGCUUUGCAAGCUCCCCGCCACUGUCCCUCUGUAAUUAGGCUGUGACCCCAGUCGCUACCUAGGAUUCUCAGCGUGGUUCACAAUGAUGGCGACACUCCAUUGUGUUUAGAGCAACAGGCUGGAGCCUCAUUUUAGCACUUUUGGAUUGUCUGGAAGAACAAUCCAUGUGUAUCUGUAAUGUAGGUAAGCCUUUGGAAUAAACCUCUUCCAUGCU